AUUUGAGCCCAAAAAUCAAACACCUCAAUUCUCUCACUCAGUUCACAAGAACCAAGUGACACUUCUCUCUCUCUCUCUCUCCUACUACAGAUCUCUUCUGCUUCUCUUCGCUUUGACUAAUUUCGUGGAGAAAAAAAAAAAGAAGUAUUUCGAGAGUGAAUGAGAGCAAAAAAAAGGUUUUUUUUUAUUUUAUUUUCAUUUAUUUGUUAUUUUUGGUACCCAUUUGAAAAAUUCGAUAAAUUAUUUCGAUUUGCGGAAUAAUAAUAAUAAUGGAGCAACAAAGUGUGUGCAUUGGAUAAUGGGUAUUUGGUGUGAUUCAUGAAAAUGUCGCAUGUUUUUCAAUUGUGCUUCGCUCUGCAAAUAACACUAUUGUGAAGUUUGAAAAUGGGGUUCUGAGUGAAGGGUUUCUUCGUUUCAAGAAAAGAAGAAUUGGAAAUGGAGAAAAAACGUUCUAAGGGAAGUUUUUUCAGCUUGUUUGAUUGGAAUGCCAAAUCUCGUAAGAAGCUCGUUUGGAACAAUCCAACAUUGCCUGAAGUUUCAAGGCAAGGAAAGGAAAAUGUGGAGACCUUGCCAGAAUCACAGUUCAAUAGGAUAAAGGUGGAUGAGAAUGGAGCAAGUCCGAGUAAUAUUGCAAGUGGCGAUUUUAACUGCACUUUGUCAGUAUGUAGUGAUGAAGGCUGUGGGAGUAAAGCUCCUGGGUUAGUAGCAAGACUCAUGGGUUUGGAUUCUUUGCCUAAUUCCGAAAUUGGUGAGCUUUCGUGCACUUCAUUAUACGGCUCCAACUCUUAUGGAGCUUCUCAUUGUAAUGUGAGUGCCCUUCGUUCAAUGGAUGACCUUCGUCGUGCUGACUACAUAAACACACCACUUAAGCCAGAGAAGUCUUCUUGGGAUGCCAUGGAAUCAAGGGCGUAUAAAAUGGAAAACCGGCCAAUAAAGAGAUUUCAAACUGAAAUGUUGCCUCCAAAGUCGGCUAAACCUGUUCCAGUUACUCACAAUAGAUUAUUGUCUCCCAUCAAGAAUACUGGUUUUCUGCCGCCGAAGAAUGCAGCUCACAUAAUGGAGGCGGCUGCUAAGAUAAUUGAUGGAAGCCCUCAGCCGUAUAUGAGGAAUAGAAGGUCAUCAGCUGGGCCUUCAUCUGUUCCCUUGAGAAUUCUUGAUUUGAAAGAGAGGUUGGAAGCUGGACAAUAUGCACCGAUGCCUGAAAAUCUAGUGAAUCUGAGAAAUGCCAACCCUUCAAAUGUCAAGCCUGGUGAGAGGAGCUGUAAUAAUUUGUACAAAUGUACAUCGUCAUUGAAGGGUUCUAGAGAUUCUGAGAAACGUAGUUCUUGUCAUUCAGCAAGUAAAGGAAAAUCAGGUUCUCUUGCAAUGCAAGCCAAAAACAAUGGUCAACACAGAGACACAUUGGUUUCAAAUGGUAAUAGGAAAUAUAUGAAGCAGAAAGAACAGAAUGAGAUGAAGUCAAACCAGCUCACAAGAAGCCAGAAACCAAUUACAAACCGAUCAUUGCCGCAGAAAACGUGUGCAAACCGUAAUAGCAAUGUGUUGGUACAGAAUAAUCAAAAGCAAAAUAGCAUGACUUCCAAAGGUAAGUCAACUUCAAAAAUAGAUUCCAACAAGCCAACACCACGGGCUUCAUCUUCAGAAAGUUCUACUGGAAUUAGGAAGGCAACAAACAAGAGUGCUGCUACAAAUGUCAGUAUUCAGCCUAAAAGGUCAAGCUCUAGGGCAAUGGAUAACCGAAAGGAGUUUCCCCCUUCCAAAACUCAUAGUAUUUCCCAAAAGAAAAAGUAUAACAGCAGUGGUGUUCCUGAGGCAAGAAGUCCUGAGAAUGCAAGAAACAAUUUCGAAAAGAAGUCCAUAAGAUGCAAUUUUACAACGGAUGGAAGUAUUGACCAGGAUGCCUUUAACAUGAACGAAAGCAAUGAUGUUAUUUCAUUUACAUUUACGUCUCCCUUGAAGAGAAGCAUGCCUGAGUCACUAUCCUCUACUGAGCAAGUGAUGGAAACCAGAACUAGAUUUGGUGUGGACUCUCUUGGGCAUGGUGAUAAUCUUCACCCCAGAAAGUUAUCACUUUCUCCGACACAUAUGAUAGAUAGUGAUGCAUUGAGUGUCCUGUUGGAGCAAAAGCUGCAAGAAUUGACAUCGAGACUUAACUUAUCUCAAUGUACCCUAGCCUCAGAUGGGCCUUCUACUGGUUUGAGAUCUAGUUUACAAGACAAAGCAUUUAGUAUAGUAAACACCAUAACUAAGGAACAAGAUGAAAUGUUCAGUGAUAAACUUGAUGGAGUGCAUACCUAUCAAUGUUGUUCAAGUGAUGAUCCAGUGCUUAAAAUGAAUCAGCAACUGCAGACAUCAGAAGUAAGAGAUAGCUGUUGCGGAAACCGUGAAAGUGGAAACGAUUUAGGUUGUCAGCAUUCCAAUGCUGUUGCGGUUUUUCAAGCUCCUUCUGUCAGUGAAAGUUACUUGGAUAGUGAAGACAGUACAUAUGGCAGCACAGCUUAUUCUUCUAUGCAAGAUGAAGAAGUAUCAAACAUGGAAUCCGAAUCACUUGAAAAUGAGGCGACGUGGUCAGAGGAAAGCUCUUCCAUAUCUAUGGGACACAAUGUGGCUGUCACACAAAUAAGUGGAAUACCAAACAUGGUAGAUGUUAAAUUAUCAAGCAACAUGGAACUUGAAUACGUACAGAAUAUUCUUGGCAAUGCGGAGUUUAUGGCAGAAGAAUUUGUUAUGGGGCGAACGAAUACAGUUAUAAUGCCAAAUCUCUUUGAUCUAUUGGAGAAUCAUCAGAGUACAAGAUCAUCAUACUGUGAAGAAGAGUAUUCUAAGCUUGAAAGGAAGGUUUUAUUUGACUAUGUGAGUGAGUGCCUAGAGUUGAGAUGUGAGCAAGCUUUUGUUGGAAGGUGCAAAGCAUGGCCUAAGUGGGUGACAUCCAUUCAGAAGAAGAACAUCUUGGCAGAAGAAUUAUACAAGGAGAUGGUGAGUUUUAAAAACAUGGAAGAGGUAAUGGUGGAUGAGCUUGUUUGCAAGGACAUGAGCACUGGAUAUGGGAAAUGGCUUGACUUUGACUUUGAAGCAUUUGAAGAGGGGUUAGAGGUUGAAGGAGACAUACUAACAUGUUUGAUUGAUGAAUUGGUUUCUGAGUUGUUAAUUGUUUAACCCCUUGGUGGUUUCCAUUUCUUUUUCUUACAAAAUGUAGUAUGUAAGGUAGAAAAUACCAUUUAAGUGGAACAUAAUUCACUCAAGUCCCCUUCAUGCUUUUCCAUUGGCUAGUACUCUACAGUGUCUUUACCACUUAUUGAGAGUAUAAUACUGAUAAAGAGCUUAUUUAUAUGGUGUAACCAAUAGUCAUAGAUAUUGCAUUGGAAAAUUGAUAUGAUGAAAGUUGAUAAAGUUCUUCUCUGGUUA
Messenger RNA from Cicer arietinum (chickpea), 3405 nucleotides. RefSeq lists its product as uncharacterized. Lineage: Eukaryota; Viridiplantae; Streptophyta; Magnoliopsida; Fabales; Fabaceae. The record is from RefSeq and is a predicted model, not a curated record.